Molecule: messenger RNA, 8152 nt
Organism: Caenorhabditis sp. 36 PRJEB53466
Lineage: Eukaryota; Metazoa; Nematoda; Chromadorea; Rhabditida; Rhabditidae
Source: the annotation of a GenBank genome assembly
AUGGCUGACGAGUUGGCGAGAAUCCAGCAAUACGAGUAUCGGCAGAACUCGAACCUCGUCCUGUCCGUCGACUACAAUCUGACGGACCGGCGAGGGCGCGAGGAGCCGACCGGCGAAGUCCUUCCGAUCACCGACAAGGAAAUGAGGAAGAUGAAGAUGGGCGACCGUGCGAUCAAGAGCAAGGCCCCAGUGCAGGAGCAGAAGAAAAAGAGGUGAAAAAUCCGGAAAAUUUUAUGCACGUUUACCUAAAAUUCAUCAAAAUUGCUUGACUUCAAGGUUUUUGGUCACUUUGACGUUUUUUACUCCAAGUUCUCGAAAAGCAGUCAUUUUUCGUUCAUUUCGACAUUGAAGGCUCUCAAAAGGCAUGUGUUGCUUGCAAAUCAGCGAAAACACUUGUUGUUCAGCUAGAAAAGUCAAUUCUUCUCGAAAAUCCAUGUUUACUACUACUUGUCCUUUCCAUUCACUGAAAUUUCGAGUAUUUGCGAUACAUGGAAUAGAAAUUCCCUUUGCUAACCAGGUUUCUUCAUUUUCCAUCUGAAAAUGGAGUUACAAAGUUAGCAGACAAUUCCCAACAUGAUCUUUGUGAUGUCCUUUUAAAUUUUACGCAAAAGUCCAAUGGAAAAAUGAUUGCAGAAAGCGCAAGGAUGAGGACAGAAGCCUGCAGCAGGUUUCCUCGGGGCGCGGCGUGAUCAGCGACAGCACGGAGCUGACGGGCGACUACAAACCGCGCACGCAGGAGACGAAACAGACGUACGAGGUGAUUCUGGCGUUCAUCCACGAGGCACUCGGCGACGUCCCGCGCGACAUUCUGUGCGGAGCCGCCGACGAAGUGCUCUCGUCGCUCAAAAACGACAAGUUGCGCGAGAAAGGUGAGAUUUCUAGAGAUUUUUGGGUGAAAAUUCAGCUCAAUUUUCCAAUUUCAGAACGAAGACAGCUCUGUGAAGAGCUUUUGUACGGCGGACGAGCGAUGCCCGACGAGCGAAUGGCUCUUCUCAUAAAUUUGGCGAAAAAGAUUACGGAUUUCUCGAUUGAAGAGGAGAAAAAGGCGGAGGAGGCGGAGAUUGACGAGAACGAGGGCGUGAAUGUGCAAUUCGAUUCGGACGAGGAGGAGGACGACGGCGGAAUGGUCAACGAGAUCAAGGGCGACAGCGACGAGAGCGAGGAGGAAGAGGGAGUGGACACGGACUACACGGCCACGCUGAAGGGCGACGGGCACAUGUCGGAGGCAGAGCAGAAGGCGAGAGGCAUCCUCCAUCCGCGCGACAUCGACGCUCACUGGAUCCAGCGAUCACUCGCCAAACACCUCAAAGAUCCGCUCGUCGCGCAGCAGAAGCAGACGGAAGUGCUCGCGAUUCUCAGAGACGCGGCCGACGACCGCGACGCCGAGAGCAAGCUGGUCCUGCUGCUCGGCUUCGAUCACUUUGAUUUCAUCAAACUGCUGCGUCAAAACCGCCUCAUGGUGCUGUAUUGUACGCUGCUGCGGCAGGCGAACGAGCAGGAACGGCAGGCGAUCGAGGACGAGAUGCGCUCGCGGCCCGAGUUGCACAACAUCCUCGCGCUGCUGCAGGAGACGGACGACGGCAGCGCCGUGCAGGCCGAGAAGACGAAGCGCGACGUGGAGCGGUCGAAGAAGGCAGCGGUGGCUGCGGACGAGGCGAUCAGUGCGGGACAGUGGCAGGCCGGACGCAAGGUGCUCGAUCUGAACGACUUGUCGUUUAGUCAGGGAUCCCAUUUGAUGAGCAACAAGAGGUAAUUCGAAUUGGACUUUUUCCCGCUAAGAUAUAUUAUUUUGAGCGUUUCCCGCCUUUUCGUACUGCCGCAAAUUCCCGUAAAAUUGCGUGAUUUUUAAACUUUUUUUUGGCAUGUCCAUUCAAAUUUUCUCAUUUCUGACGAAAUCAGGGAAUUUUCCGUGCCAGAUUGAGUAUUUUACACUUUCUGAGUGUAAGAUUAUGUUUUUUAACAUUAUAUUUCACGUAGAUGCACGCAAUUUGAAUGCUCGAAAACAACAGUUGAAAUUUUCCAAUUUUUUUUUAGAUGCGAGCUCCCUGAAGGAUCGUACCGUCGCCAGAAAAAGUCGUACGAGGAGAUCCACGUGCCGGCCCUGAAGCCCCGCCCAUUCGCCGACGGAGAGAAGCUCAUCAGCAUCUCGGAGCUGCCGAAGUGGGCUCAGCCCGCUUUCGAAGGUUACAAAACUCUCAAUCGCAUCCAAUCGCGGCUCUGCGACUCUGCCCUCAAAUCCAAAGAGCACCUCCUCUUGUGCGCGCCGACGGGAGCCGGAAAAACGAACGUGGCUUUGCUGACGAUGCUCCAGGAGAUUGGAAACCAUCUGAACGAGGACGGAAGCGUGAAGCUCGACGAAUUCAAGAUCAUCUACAUUGCGCCGAUGAAGUCGUUGGUGCAGGAGAUGGUCGGCAGCUUCUCGAAGCGACUCGCUCCGUUCGGAAUCGUCGUCGGCGAGAUGACCGGAGACGCGCAGAUGAGCAAAGAGCAGUUCAUGGCUACUCAGGUGAUCGUGUGCACGCCCGAAAAGUACGACGUCGUGACGAGAAAGGGCGGCGAGAGAGCGUACAAUCAGAUGGUCCGUCUGCUGAUCAUCGACGAGAUCCACCUGCUGCACGACGACCGCGGACCGGUGCUCGAGUCGAUUGUGGUCCGAACGAUCCGGCAGAUGGAGCAGAAUCACGACGAGUGCCGACUGGUCGGACUCUCGGCCACACUGCCCAACUACCAGGACGUGGCCACUUUUCUGCGCGUCAAACCCGAACACUUGCACUUCUUUGACAAUAGCUAUCGGCCGGUGCCGCUCGAACAGCAGUACAUUGGAGUCACCGAGAAGAAGGCGUUGAAACGAUUCCAGGUAAAUUGGAGAGAAAACUGCGAAAAUCUGCAUUAUGUUUAUUACAGGCGAUGAACGAAGUGGUGUACGACAAAAUCAUGGAUCACGCGGGACGGAGCCAGGUGCUCGUCUUCGUGCACUCCCGCAAAGAGACGGCGAAAACGGCGAAGGCUAUCCGGGACGCGUGCCUUGAAAAGGACACGCUCUCGGCAUUUAUGAAGGAGGGCUCGGCGAGCACGGAAAUCCUGCGAACGGAAGCCGAGCAGGCGAAGAACCUGGAUCUGAAGGACCUGCUGCCGUACGGCUUCGCGAUCCACCACGCCGGAAUGAACCGCGUGGACCGCACACUCGUCGAGGAUCUCUUCGCCGACCGCCACAUUCAGGUGCUCUUCUCGACGGCCACCCUUGCGUGGGGAGUCAAUUUGCCGGCGCACACGGUCAUUAUCAAGGGCACGCAGAUCUACAACCCGGAGAAGGGACGCUGGACAGAGUUGGGAGCACUCGAUAUUAUGCAAAUGCUCGGAAGAGCCGGUCGACCGCAGUACGACGAGAAAGGAGAGGGAAUUCUGGUGACGAAUCACUCGGAACUGCAGUACUAUCUGUCGCUGAUGAACCAGCAGCUCCCUGUUGAGAGUCAGAUGAUCUCGCGGCUCACCGACAUGCUCAACGCCGAAAUUGUGCUCGGCACGGUAAGCAGCGUGUCGGAGGCCACCAAUUGGCUCGGAUACACGUUCCUCUUCGUCAGAAUGCUCAAAAAUCCAACUCUUUAUGGAAUCACGCAUGAACAAGCGGUGAGUUGGAGAAAUUCAAAUUUUGAAGCUAUAUUCAGUAUUUGAAGAGAAAAUGAGUAAAACGGAACUUUUUCAGCGCGCCGACCCACUUCUGGAGCAACGCCGCGCCGACCUGAUCCACACUGCAUGCGUGCUGCUCGACAAGGCCGGACUGAUCAAGUACGACAAACGGAGUGGCAUCAUUCAAGCAACAGAGCUCGGAAGGAUCGCCUCGCACUUCUAUUGCACCUACGAAUCGAUGCAGACGUACAACAAACUGCUGAUCGAGACGUGCUCCGACAUCGAUUUGUUCCGCAUCUUCUCGAUGAGCUCCGAGUUCAAGUUGCUGUCGGUACGCGACGAGGAGAAGCUCGAGUUGCAGAAGCUCGCCGAGCACGCGCCGAUUCCGAUCAAGGAGAACCUGGACGAGGCGUCGGCGAAGACAAACGUCCUCCUGCAGGCCUACAUCUCACAGCUCAAGCUCGACGGAUUCGCCCUCCAGGCCGACAUGGUCUUCGUGGCCCAAUCGGCGGGCCGCCUCUUCCGCGCGCUCUUCGAAAUUGUGCUGUGGCGUGGAUGGGCGGGACUCGCUCAAAAAGUGCUCACACUGUGCAAAAUGGUCACGCAACGACAGUGGGGAUCGUUGAAUCCGCUGCAUCAGUUUAAGAAGAUUCCGAGCGAGGUGGUCCGUUCGAUCGACAAGAAGAACUACUCGUUCGACCGGCUCUACGAUCUCGACCAGCACCAACUCGGCGACCUCAUCAAGAUGCCCAAAAUGGGCAAACCGCUCUACAAAUUCAUUCGACAGUUCCCGAAGCUCGAGAUGACCACGCUGAUCCAGCCGAUCACCAGGACCACGAUGAGAAUCGAGCUCACGAUCACACCCGACUUCCAGUGGGACGACAAAGUGCACGGAAACGCCGAAGGCUUCUGGAUCUUCAUCGAGGACACCGACGGCGAGAAGAUCCUCCACCACGAGUUCUUCCUGCUCAAACAGAAGUUCUGCACCGACGAGCACGUCGUCAAGAUGAUCGUUCCGAUGUUCGACCCGAUGCCGCCGCUCUACUACGUCCGCAUCGUUUCGGAUCGUUGGAUCGGUGCCGAGACGGUCCUUCCGAUCUCCUUCCGCCAUCUGAUCCUUCCGGAAAAGUACCCGCCGCCGACUGAACUGCUUGAUCUGCAGCCCCUUCCCAUCUCUGCGGUCACCAACAAAGACUACCAGAAUGUGUUCGCCGAGAGCGGCUUCCGCGUCUUCAAUCCCAUUCAGACACAGGUCUUCCGAACUGUCUACGAAUCCAACGAGAAUGUGAUCGUGUGCGCGCCGAACGGAUCGGGAAAGACGGCGAUCGCUGAGCUCGCCAUCCUCAGACACUUUGAGAACUCGCCCGACUCGAAGGCGGUCUAUAUCACGCCGAUGGAGGACAUGGCGACGAAGGUGUUCGCGGACUGGAAGCGACGAUUGGAGCCGGCGAUCGGACACGCAGUCGUGAUGCUCACCGGCGAGCAGACGAUGGAUCUGAAGCUCGCGCAACGCGGACAGCUGAUCAUCUCGACGCCCGAGCGAUGGGACAACAUUUCGAGGCGGUGGAAGCAGCGCAAGAGUGUGCAGAACAUGAAGCUGUUCAUCGCCGAUGAUUUGCACAUGAUCGGAGCCAACAAUGGGGUGAGUCGGAGGAGAUCGACCGAUUUUUGAUAGUUUUUCGGUGCUUGUUACCUAAUCUUCGCUCAAAAUGACUCGAAGUGACUGUAGUAAAGUCCAAACAAUGCAAACCUAAUAGUUUUCUUAUUUCAGCCAGCCCUCGAAGUGGUGUGCUCCCGCACCCGCUACGUGGAAGAGCAGCUCGGCACCUCGAUCCGAGUCGUCGCCCUCAGUUCCUCGCUCACAAACGCCCGCGACCUCGGGCAAUGGCUCAAAUGCUCGGCCGCCGCCACGUUCAACUUCAUGCCCGACACCCGGCCGGUCCCGCUCGAUCUCGAGAUCAAGUCGUUCAAUCUCUCGCACAAUGCCUCCCGCUUCGCCGCGAUGGAACGCCCCGUCUACCAGGCGAUCAGCCGCCACGCCGGAAAAUUGGAGCCGAAGCCGGCGCUCGUGUUCGUGCCCGUUCGUCGACAGGUCCGCCCGGUCGCCGUGGCGCUGCUCACGAUGGCGCUGGCGGACGGCGCGCCGAAGCGGUUCCUGCAGCUCUCCGAGCAGGACGAGACGUUCCGCUCGCUGCUCAACGACAUCGAGGACGAGUCGCUGCGAGAGGCCGUCUCGUGCGGCGUCGGCUUCCUCCACGAGGGCACCGCGCCGAAAGACGUGCACAUUGUGCAGCAACUGUUCGAAAGCAACGCGAUCCAGGUGUGCGUGGUGCCACGUGGCAUGUGCUAUCAGAUCGAGAUGAGCGCCUACCUCGUCGUCAUCAUGGACACGCAGUUCUACAACGGAAAGUACCACGUCUACGAGGACUAUCCGAUCGGCGACAUGCUCCACAUGGUCGGACUCGCCAAUCGACCCAUUUUGGACACCGAUGGUAACGCUUUUUCGCUUUUCGUGCAUUGAAAUGUUGACUUUUGCACUGGGAACGGCGAUUUUUGAAGUUUUCAGUGUAAAUUACAUUGCCUUUAUUUUUGGAAAAAUACUGAAUCUCGUGUGAAAAACACGAUUUCACGUAUUUAUAAACGUCUUGUUUCAACAGUUGACCCCAGAAAACGCCAUUUUUUCACGAAAGAUUCACGAAAAUACGCUAAUUCAACUAAUUUCAGCGAAAUGCGUGGUGAUGUGCCAGUCGUCGAAGCGUGCCUACUACCGAAAGUUCCUUUGUGACCCGCUUCCGGUCGAAUCCCAUCUCGAUCACUGCCUCCAUGACCACUUUAACGCCGAAAUCGUCACGAAAACGAUUGAGAACAAGCAGGAAGCGAUCGAUGUAAGAAAAUACUACCGUAUCCGCUGUGUGAUUGGCUUCCGAACGAGACCCACAUCGACUUGUUUACCCCGGUGCUCGGUUGUUUACACCCGGAUUUUCGCGGCCUAUCCAAGUUUCACGUGUUUGCUUAUCGGCGCCCGCGUGGCCUAAUGGAUAAGGCACCGGACUCCGGAACCGGGAAUGGGGGUUCAAGUCCCCCCGCGGGCUAUGAUCUUUUUUCAACUUUAGAUGCGAUUCUAGAGGGGUUAGAUGUACUGGGAAGGCAAUUUUCAGUGAAAACUUGGACAUUUCAGAAGUUGUUUUAAUUUUCUCCAUUUUCAGUGGCUCACGUGGACUCUUCUGUACCGUCGAAUGACCCAGAAUCCGAACUACUAUAAUCUGCAAGGAACCACACAUCGCCACGUGUCAGACGCGCUUUCGGAGCUCGUUGAGAACACGCUGAAGGAUUUGGAAAACAGCAAAGUGAGAAAAACAAGAGUUUUUCAGCUAAAUAUCAUAAUUUUCAGUGCAUCGCCAUCAAAGACGACAUGGAUACGGUAUCGCUGAAUCUCGGAAUGAUCGCCUCCUACUAUUACAUCAGCUACACGACAAUUGGUGAGUUUUUUGAAGUGGAAAGAGUAAAUUUAAAUUGGUUUAUAUUGUAGAAUUGUUCUCGAUGUCGUUGCAAGCGAAAACGAAGACGCGCGGACUCGUGGAGAUCAUCGCGAACUCGUCGGAGUUCGCCGACAUUCCGAUGCGACACAAAGAAGACGUGAUCCUGCGGCAGCUGGCCGACCGCCUGCCGGGACAGCAGAAGAACCAGAAGUUCACGGAUCCGCACGUCAAAGUGAACCUGCUGAUCCACGCGCAUCUUCAACGCGUCAAACUGACCGCCGAGCUCAACAAAGACACGGAGCUGAUUGUGUUGCGUGCGUGUCGGCUCGUGCAGGCGUGCGUUGACGUGCUCUCCUCGAACGGCUGGCUGAAUCCGGCUAUCAACGCGAUGGAGCUCUCGCAGAUGCUGACGCAGGCCAUGUACUCGAACGACGCGGUGCUCAAGCAGCUGCCGCACUGCUCGGCGGCGCUUCUCGAACGCGCGAACGCUCGUAAAGUCACUUCGGUGUUCGAGCUGCUCGAAUUGGAGAACGACGAGCGCGCGGAGAUUCUGCAGAUGGAGGGCGCCGAGCUAGCCGACGUGGCCAAGUUCUGCAACCACUACCCGUCGAUCGAGGUGUCGCACGAGCUAGAGAGCGACGUGGUGAGCAGUUCGGACAACGUCGUGCUCGCCGUUUCGCUCGAAAGAGACAAUGAUAUCGACGGACUCGCGCCGCCCGUCGUCGCUCCGUUGUUCCCGCAGAAGAGGAAGGAGGAGGGGUGGUGGCUCGUCGUCGGAGACACCGAACACAACGCCCUGCUCACCAUCAAGAGGUAAAAACAGAAACAUCUUAAAACUUAGGCUUGAAACUAUCAAUUUCAGAUUGGUAAUCAACGAAAAAUCGGCGGUUCAGUUGGAUUUCGCGGCGCCGAAGCCGGGCCGUCACACGUACAAACUCUACUUCAUCUCCGACUCGUAUCUCGGCGCCGACCAGGAGUUCGACGUGCAAUUCAAGGUCGAAGAGCCGCGGAACCGAAAGCGAAAGCACGAGAAGGACGAGGAUUGA